CACGGAGUCAAUUUACUCGACAAUUUUAAAGGCAAUGGAAAAGUAUUUUGGACAGGUUUAGGGAGUUUCUCAUUCUGUCCAACGACCGCAAGGUGGAGUAAUACCACAAGAGUGGGUUUUGCUUAACAGCUCACACUUCCCGUAAUUUUCUUAAAUUAACCAUUUUAGCUUUGAUCCUGACCUGCACCCGGCAUUUACUCUUGAUUGAUCCUCCUGGAUCUGCCACAGUCCGUUUUCCUUUUUAAUUGGAACACGUAGACUAAUUCGUUUUAACUGGUGCGCCCUUUAGUGAUUUUCAAGUUAAAAAUCCGCGUUUAAAACCGAUGGGUAUUUAACCUUCAACAGGUUACUCUGAUAACCUUGAAACAUUAAAUGCACUAUAUGCUUAACAUUGUUGGUUCAAUUGCAUUCAUUUGGAUAAUUAAAACUUAAAAUGUAUUUAUAUUAUUACUAUGCAUAGGCCUGCAUUUAAAGCCUUCUAUGGUUUUUUAUUUUGCUUUUAUCCAUGUAAUUGUCUGAACGUAGCAUACAAGCUACUUUUCAAGUUAAAAUUAAAAACGAAUUAGAAGCGCCAACCCAUCAAUUUAUUCGAAAAAUCUUGAGCUGAAGCUAAACGCAGUCCAGAUCCUAACUGAAAGGUCUUGAACAUUGCUGAGGGGCGCAAGUCAACAUUGUCAACAUGCAAACCCAGAAAGCGGAGCGACGAGAGGGGGGAAGCAUCAUAGGCUAUUUAGGAGAGGGAGGUGCCACCGACGAAGAAUGCGAAAGAUGGACUGCCCCGUCGACUUCAGUAUAGGAUGUGUUUCACGUACAAAAUACGUUUCUUAGCUGUUAAAGACGACUGCGUCCCGCCUCGUCGUUUGCCUCAAGCGCAGUGUUUUUUUAUUUUAAAAGGUAAGGGUACAUUUCUGACCCCUUCAUUCGGAAGAAAUUUAAGAGGGGGAGUCUACUAAAACAGACAGUGAGACUGGGUGCUCCGAAAUCCGAGACAGCCACCACCACCCAGCUCAUGGUGCCCUGGUCGUUUUGGCAUUAACAGUAAAGCAAAAACGCGCAUAAGUAAUAAUUGGUCAGCGGACGGAAUAAGCGCUUAACAUGUAUGUAGUACGCCGCGUAAGGAGAGUUCCAGCUGGUUGCAAGGAGGGACGGUGCGCACCCAAGAACGAACACAACAAAGCGUCCUGUUAGAGGCAUGACCGCCGCUGGAGCCGCUCGUGCCGCGGAGACCCCGGGGCCCCCUGGCUCCCGCCGGCGGCUGGGGCGGUUCCGCCUGCACCCCAGGAAGCGGGCGGAGGGGCCGGUUCGGGCCCGGCUGCGCAUCCGGUCCCCCCCGGGGGCCUUCCUGCUGCUGGGCGCGGUCGUGGUGACGGCGGGCGUGGCGGCGGCGGCCGUGGGGUACUGGCCGUACCGGGCGGCGCCGUUCGGCCAGGCGGGCGCGGAGGCGGACCCGGGUCGCCCGCAGGUGGCCGGGUGGGGCCCCGGGGGGGCCAGGGGGGGCCCCUUCUCCAGCGAGCGGCUGAAGUUGCUGGGGCCCGUCCUCAUGGGCGUGGGGCUCUUCAUCCUGAUCUGCGCCAACAGCGUGCUGUACGAGAACCGCGACCGCGAGAACCGCGACCGCGAGACGCGCUGCCUGCUGGCCCUGGCGGAGGCCGACGCCCGCGCCGUCCGCGCCGUCUCCGCCGCGGUGCCCGUCGAGGCGCCCGCGCGCGCCGACGGAACGCUCGAGCUCUACCGCUGGGCCACCCCCUUGCCCGCCGGCAGUCUCGGCCUCCGCCACCUGGGGGCGCUGACGGGCUCCGAGCCCGCCCUGCUGCUGCAGCCGCAGGCCGGAGAGGGCAAGUGGGCCGACGCGAGCCGCCCGCUGGCCACCCUGCGGGCCGACACCUGCGGGCCCUUUAAAAAGUCCUCCUCGCCCCCUAUCUCCGUGCGCUCCGUGGGCUCGGACUCCUGCGGCUCCGGCGAGCUCAACCUGACCGCGCUGACCGCCGCGUCGCUGGCGAGCCCGCCCCCUGACGGAGACUGCCGUGAGGUCACUUCCCCUCCCCCCAGGCGCUGCUACAGCCUGGGCAGCAGGACGGAGCCCCGCCCGGGAAUGGGCGGAGUCCUCCAGCAGGCGUCCAGCCCCCAGGUGAGCCUGAACGUGCCGGACCUGCGCGCCUGGGCCACGGACGGGGGCGGGGCCUCCGGCACGCCCCGGGACCACCGCAGCUGGCCGCGGCUGGACCUCGGCGGCGCCCGGCGGUACCUGAAGCUGGAGAACAAGGAGGACUCGGUGGACAGGCUCCUGGACCAGCUGGAGCAGCAGCAUUCCCGUCAGGAGACGGGCUUCGGCUCGGGACCCUUCCAGUGAGGGACUCUCGAGACGGCCAUGUUGGCGAGGGGAGGGGGGGGUGAUACCGAGGAAGCCAUCUUGGUGAGGGCGAUGUGCGAGAGCCAUGUUGGCGAGGACCAUUUUUGGGGUUGCCAUUGAGCAGAUGGAGAUUUACUCCUGGUGGAUUUAUGCACAUGUCUCCGUAUAGUUAUGCAGCUCGGGGAACCGAUCGGGCUUCCUAACUGAGUUUGGAGGAACUGCCCACCACGUUCUCGCCACAUUAUUUCAGCUGGUCUGUCUUCUGGAACCUCCAAUCAGCAGGCUUUGCGCUUUGCGUGCUUCCCGGAGAGAACAGUCCUCACAGACGGCCGGAUGCACACAGUAGCGCUGGCGGGGAGGCGAAGCGGAAUUGAUUUUGCCGGUUUUUUUUUUUUUUUUUUUUUUGACAACCGGGGCUGGGGCGGAAACAAAGUGCAGGCCCCACGCUGUCACGGGACGAGGAAUUGAUUGGGGGCUUUUCCAGAAGGGCCGCUGCGUGGGGCUUUCCAUUAGGGAGAGGAACGAGCGUGGCCUCUGGUGCCAAAAAAAUGUCAGACGCUCCGUAGGCACAGAGCGAGCGAUCGGAGCGGCGGGGGGGUGGGGGGGAAGGGGGGGGAUAACCGUCGCUGCUCUGUAAAGCAAUCCAAACAGAACCUCCGGACCAGGCUGUCCUGGGCCACCCAGGGUGCAGCUGGGACUCCUGACGGGUGUCUGAGCUGGUGUUCCGUGCACCCGUGUGAAGAUCUAUGCAGAACGUUGGUCGUUUCCUCAGCCACAGUAAUAAAACACACUGUAUGCAUUUUGGUAUAAUUAUAUAUGAUAUGCAGUCCUUGGCAGACUAUCCGUUGAGUAUGCAAGAAGGCCAAGAGUCUCUCCCCCACCAGCAUGUCUUCCUUGUCCUCACCCUGCUCUAAAACCAGGCUAAAACCCUGGACCGGGUUUUUUUUUGGGAGAGACCGUUUGCGGUCCUAUUGCGGUGUUCACUGGUCACGAUGCUGUGCGUGACCGUCGUUUGUAUACUGAGCAGUGCCUGAUGGGAGACUUUUUAUGACGGCGCUAGGCUAAUGCUACGGCUGCUGAGUGGUCAGUUCGGUAGCGACGAUGUACAGAGAGCCAGCAAUAAAAAAUAAGAUUUGCUCCCGUG
Messenger RNA from Anguilla rostrata (American eel), 3494 nucleotides. Its product is annotated as transmembrane protein 200B-like. NCBI's taxonomy places the organism in Eukaryota, Metazoa, Chordata, Actinopteri, Anguilliformes, Anguillidae. The record is from RefSeq and is a predicted model, not a curated record. The coding region runs from base 1193 to 2350 and encodes 385 amino acids. The transcript is spliced from 2 exons.